CUGAGCUAGGUGCUCACCAGUACCAUUGAGUUGGAACUUGGCCGACUACAGCUUCCAGAGUCCAGGCGCAGAUCUGGCUACUAUUCGCGUCGGAUCACCAACCUUGCGAUUGCACCCUAGUUAUUUUUUGCAUUCUCGUAGAUUUACUACCUCUCGGUGCCCAGGCAGGAUUGGAGUAUCUACGUGAUUGCAGUUAAUCAACAUACUCAGAAAGAUCUUAUGGAUAUUUUCAACGACCACAGUGAUUCCGUAGAAUCGCAACCGACCCAGCUCCUACAGCAUGCACUUACGAAACAAAAAUCAACCGUGGAGCACAUUGAUGACAAUUGGGGCGAGACGGGAGGAAUCUCAGCACAACCUUUUCUAGCUAAUUCAAUGAUAGUUCCUCCUGCUCAAGGUUCAACACCCCGCUACCAGUUCAACUGGCUCGCCCCCACACAGACGCAACCACAGGUUUUGCACAGGGAGGAGGAAAUAGUCAAGGAAGGAUCCCAGAAAGAAAAUACUCCAGCUUCAAGUGAGAUCAAGCACGAAAUUGCUGCGCGUACCCGCUCGUCUUCUCCACAAGCAUCUUCCGCCAAACCGGUCAAUUUAAAGGGUUCCCAUGCCGAUUCUUUGAGCCACCCUGAUUCACGUACAGCAUCUGGCAUCGGAAAGGCAAAUGUCCCAAAGUCUGUUUCCUUCCAGUCUCCCCGUCCAGCCAGGUUGGCCCAACCACUUCUCCAACCCACCAAAUCCCUCCCUGCGGCACCCGGUCGACGCCAGAGAUCUCCCUCCCCUCCUUCGCAAGAUUCCUUUGGUGGCGCAGUAUCACAAGAUCCUGCAGCGACUUAUAUGGCACAAGCUACUCAGGUUUUCGAGGUGCCACUCUCUGACCUAGGGCAUACCACCGCAAACGAUCUCACUAUGGAUGACCCCUUGGCCCAUUCGUCCAAGUCGCAAGAGGAGGAAGGUGAUUCAUGGAUGGACAAAAUAAGACGCGCUUAUGAGCAGACGAAAACCAGCGAAGCCAGCGGCAGCAUACUGGUGGCAGGUACUCCUUCGCAAUCGAGCGGUGAAGGCUCUUCCCAGAAUGUAAGCUUUCCCCAUCCCGACGCAUCGCAGCUGUUGAACGAUGAGGAUUCGCUUGAAUCCAUUGGGGCACGACGCAAUCGAUACGGGGUCGAGGCAGACGCGUCACAAUCUUCACUUAUUGUGGCGGAAGAUGAGCCCACAGAAGAUACGAAACCCGCGGCAAUCCCUGGACAGUUUGAGCCCACUCAGCUAUCAACACCAAUGGAAAAUACUGUUAUCAGUACCCUGGCAGAAGACUACGCGCGAACCUUGGGUUCCAGAAGUGCUCGUGCCACUGUCGGGACCACCUCCACGCCGGGUCCUCGUAGUCUUCUAUCUUUAAUCCGCCCAGAACAACGGGAGCGUAGACUUAGACAGCUGUAUGGCAACGGCCCUAGUGCGCCCCCGCCCCCCGCGAGUGACAAUGCCGCCAUGCAGCCGUUUAAUCAGACGCCAUAUGAACAUGCCCAGACCCAACCUUCAAGCUUUGUAGCGACACCCACUUCAGACUUACUUUCCGAGGACAACGACAUGCCUCCGCCCAUCAGACAGCCACCUUCUCUUCGUCACCUCCAGUUGUCGCAGCCCCAAGAAGCUGAUAACCUUGACAUCGUGCCCGACUCUGAACCACCCGUCCCGAGUACUGCCACACCAACAAGAGAUGCGAGGUUCAACCAGAGUCCUACAAAGCGCCCUUUCCGUCCUCUUAGCCCCAUGUCUGAGCAUGGCUCAGGAGAGAUUGUUGCAGACUCUAUGGAGGUGUCCGAAAGCAGCCAAGAUCCGGAGGGCGAUAUUCCUCUAGCCGCUCUUCUGCAGCAAAACCGGCUUCGGGAAAAACGCGAUCCUCGAGGAGGCCACCAUCUCCCCCCUCCCCCUCCUGUGCUAGUCAAGAAGUCGAAUCCGCAGGUGAAUCCUCCCACAAUAAAGCCGAAAAGCUCAACUCGCGGGAAGAAGAAUGCGAAACAAGAGUAUGGAGAAAUUCCCACCUCUGCUCCUGAGCAGGACCUGCAAGAUCGAACCUCAAUGCCUGGGCGAGUGCCUACCCCUACGGUGGUCCCUCCUUCUGUCAAGAAUAAGAAGCAGAAAGGGAAGGCGCCACCGGCACCUACGCGCAAGAGCUCUCGUAAUCGUGCUGCAUCCUCUGCGGCAGGCAAGAAACGUAAGCACUCUUCGGAUACUGAGGCCUCUGAUGAGGGCGAGACACAUCCAACUCCGAAAGCCGAAAAACAGGAGGAGGAAGAGACAGAGCUCACUGACAAUGAAGACUAUAUGGACGUUGGUCCUGCUCCUGCUGAGUUGAAAGCACCUUCAUCAUGGAAGCGCAGACGCGUUGAAGAUGUCAAGCCUGCUCGUGCUCCGUCGAAGGCAUCCACUCGUAGCAAAACCUCUGAUACUCCUGCGCCGCCUACACGAGCAGCAAACCGACUUCGUCCCGCUGUAUCUACUAGCCGCGCUCUUCCAGCUCAGCCCGCCACUCGGGUGUUCGCGUUGUGGAGGCAAGACGGCCAUUAUUAUUCGGGCACCGUCCACUCGUUGCUGACCGGUACUCGAUAUCUCAUCAAAUUUGACGAUGAGACGGAGGACCAGGUGGAUAUCACCAUGCUUCGUCGGUACGAACUACGGGUCGGAGAUGCAAUGGAAUCAGGAUCCGUCCACGUCGAAGUUGACGACGGUUCUGACACAGAAAGCUCCAACUACGAGAUUCUGGAUAUCCGAAUCGCCUCAAGAGUUGUCCAGUCGCAUUGGAAAGACCGCACCCUUACUGCUGAUUCCAUCGUCACAAUCAUUCGGCCCAAGCCUCUACAUGCUACGCCCUCGCCUUCCGGGAUGUCCUUGAUGAGUGCCACCUCGGUCAAGCAGAAGAAGCCAUUCGCGAAGACCGGUUUCGUUGUGACGCUCACCGUCCGCAACAAGCACCCCGAGCAGAUGAAGGACAGUGUGAUGUUGGCUAUCAAGCACAAUGGAGGCACUGUCAUUGACGACUGGUCAAGCAUUUUUCCCAUGGAGGGUUCCCAUAGCCAGUCAAACAAGCGCUGGAUAGCUUCCAGGGAAAACUUCAAGUUCAACCCAAAGCCCGAGUUCGAGGGUUUGGAACGUGUUUUCCUCCUGGCCGACGAUUACAAUCAGAAGCCGAAAUUUCUGGAGGCUCUUGCACUUGGGAUUCCAUGUCUGUCUCAUGAAUGGAUGCGAGAUGAUUAUCUAAAACACCAGAUAUCACCGGACUGGCAACCCUUCCUGCUUCCUGCUGGAUUUUCGGAGUCAUUGAGUGCUCGUGUAUCUCAACUUGUUGACCUCGACUGGGGUAACUGCAAGGAGCACUUGAUCGACAUCAUGUCGAAUACGGUAGCCUCCAAGUUAUUCUCUGGCAAGACCAUACUGUGCAUCGGCGCUGAUUUCGUACCCUUACCGCCACGCGGGGGGAGAAAAGGUGGCUUCGAUGCUACGCAAGACGCAAGUCGAAUCGUCCCUUGGAUUAUGAUUUGCAUGGGUGCUUCUCAAGUGGAAGCGGUGACUGAAGUCAAGGUUGCCUCCAAAGAGCUUCUUGCGUAUGAUCAUGUUGUCGUCAAGGAAUCCACUGAGCGUCCCAAGGACAUUCAGGACGACGUAACACUCGCUGACGUUCCAUGGGUGAAGGACUGCCUCAUUUCAGGAAGGCUUUUACAGACGCCCGCUAGUCGUUGACAGACUCGAUAUCCUCCUGACGAUCUCAUUGGUAUCUUGACUAUUUCCCUGUACACUAUGUUUUAUUCUUGCUUGCUAACGUACUUACUCGCUAUGAUGCUUUGUGGUGGUAUAAUUGUAGUGUACUUGAUUCCCAUGUUCUUGAAAUGCUGCUGCAAUCUAACUCGCUUGACUGCUGGAUGCCAA
Suillus paluster is the source of this 3921-nucleotide messenger RNA. RefSeq lists its product as uncharacterized. The record is from RefSeq and is a predicted model, not a curated record. Gene Ontology annotation, cellular component: nucleus. Gene Ontology annotation, biological process: DNA damage checkpoint signaling; positive regulation of transcription by RNA polymerase II. Lineage: Eukaryota; Fungi; Basidiomycota; Agaricomycetes; Boletales; Suillaceae. Gene Ontology annotation, molecular function: histone binding. Bases 220 to 3735 code for a protein of 1171 amino acids. The transcript has 10 exons.